GCUUGGCAAGUAUUCAGGAAGUGUAUCUGUACAGAGCUGGAAUUAAGGUUUCACUUUGACCGGCAGGCUAAACAAGGAAGCAGAUACUGAUUGGAUUGUACUAGCAGGGAGCUAAGUGUGAGCUGUGUGAGUCCUUCCUGUUCCCGUGCAAAACAAGCUCUCCGAAUUGCAGGCAGCACAGGGUGUAAUUACUGGAAUGGUUUGGAGCAGGAAAUAUCUAGGACUGGCAUAGUUUAGGAAAAACUGAGAAAAUGUAUAUAUCUCUCUAUACAGCAUAUGAAAGAAAAUGGUAAAAAAGAGGAGAUACACAGUAUGCUGAAUGAAGUGAAGGAGGAUCACACCAAGCACAAAACUAGUUCUGCAGAACAGACACCAUGAGCCUUCUAUUCCAGCUCUGCCCAUUUGCCUUGGGGUGUAAUGUCUUCACACUGGGCAUCAUCUUCACCCUUCUGCUUCUGCUGUUGGACUUCAUGAAGCGCAGGAAACCCUGCAAAGACUUCCCUCCCAGCCCCCCCUCCUGGCCCUUUGUGGGGAACCUGCUGCAGGUGGACUUUAAAAGUUCCCAAAUCGCUUUAAGACAGCUCUCUAAAACAUAUGGGGAUGUGAUAAGCCUGCAGGUCUUUUGGAAACCCAUGGUGGUGCUCAAUGGAUUUGAAGUAAUGAAGGAGGCUUUGCUACAGAAGUCAGAGGACAUAGCAGACCGUCCCAUAAUUUACUUGUUUGAAAUGCUUGGGUUUGAUGAGAACAACAAAGGCGUUUUGUUUGCAAAUUACGGCCAAUCUUGGAAGGACCUAAGAAGAUUCACCUUGUCUACAUUGAGGGAUUUUGGGAUGGGAAAAAAAUCCCUGGAGGAGAGAGUGAGAGAAGAAGCUGGGUACCUGUGUGAUGCCUUCCAGUCUGAACAAGGCCGUCCCUUUGACCCACAAGUUUUAAUAAACACAGCAGUCAGUAACGUUAUCUGCUCUAUCAUAUUUGGUGAACGCUUUGAAUAUGAUGAUCACAAGUUCCAAAAGCUUCUGAGGCUAACCGAAGAAAUUGUAACAUCAGAAUCUGGGAAAGUGACCCAGGUUAUAACUUUAUUUGCAUGGAUAUCUAAAUUUCCGGGCCUAGCCAAGCCGUUUUUCCAAACUCGGAUGCAAUUGCAUAAAUAUCUACAAGAAAUUAUCAAUGAGCAUAAGCAAACAUGGGAUUCUGGGCACACAAGGGAUUUUAUUGAUGCCUUCAUACUUGAGAUGGAAAAGGCAAAAGGAGUUAAAGACAGUAAUUUUAAUGAUCAGAAUCUUCUGUUAAUUAUAGCGGACUUAUUUGCAGCUGGCACAGAAACUACAACCACAACCCUGAGAUGGGGCCUGCUGUUUAUGUUGCUGUACCCAGAUGUGCAAAGAAAGGUGCAAGAGGAAAUUGACCAAGUGAUUGGAAGAACCAGGAAGCCUACCAUGGGAGAUGUAUUACAGAUGCCUUAUACCAAUGCAGUCAUCCAUGAAAUCCAGCGUUAUGCAGAUAUAAUCCCUCUCUCCGUGCCACAUAUGACAUACAGAGACACACAUAUCAAAGGCUUUUUCAUACCAAAAGGCACCGUUAUUAUGACCAACCUGUCCUCUGUGCUUAAAGAUGAGAAAGUCUGGGAAAAGCCUUUCCAGUUUUAUCCGGAGCAUUUUAUUGAUAGGGAUGGCAAGUUUGUGAAAAGAGAAGCAUUCAUGGCAUUCUCUGCAGGUCGCCGUGUUUGCCUAGGAGAGCAGUUGGCCAGGAUGGAACUGUUCCUCUUCUUUUCGUCUCUCCUGCAGCGCUUCUCAUUUCAGAUCCCUGAUGGCGAGCCUUGCCCACGGGAAGAUCCAGAGUUUGUAUAUAUGCAGUUCCCACACCGUUAUAAAAUCUGUGCUAAAGUUAGAUAGACAGCUGCUCAUUAUAGGUGUGAAAAAUAGUUUAUAUUAUUAAAAAAAAUGAAUCUACUAGGCAGUAUUGGUAGUUGCAGUUUUUCUGGAACAGGAAGCGUAAAAGCUGAGUUUGUGUGACUGAACUCCACACAUAAUCAGGGUAUCAUUUGCUUAUGUAUUUUUGUAAUACCUUUUAAUUUUUAAGCACUUGAUUGAUUUACAGUAACCAAGUUCAUGUAUUUCUGCUGUUUUAUUGUGGGGGGAGAUGUUUAUUUUAGGCUUAUGUAUCACUGGGUGUUUUAAGGGCCAUAACUGAAGCACAACAAAAAUAAAAAGCUGCCGAGGUGUUUUGUUUGCCAGGGUAGCCGCUUAAAGGAACAGUAACACUAAAAAAUGAAAGAGCUUUAAAGUAAUAAAAAUAUAAUGCACUGUUGCCCUGCA
This is a messenger RNA of Xenopus tropicalis (tropical clawed frog), 2315 nucleotides long. Its product is annotated as cytochrome P450 2D17. Gene Ontology annotation, cellular component: membrane. Lineage: Eukaryota; Metazoa; Chordata; Amphibia; Anura; Pipidae. The coding region runs from base 375 to 1892 and encodes 505 amino acids. Gene Ontology annotation, molecular function: oxidoreductase activity, acting on paired donors, with incorporation or reduction of molecular oxygen; iron ion binding; oxidoreductase activity, acting on paired donors, with incorporation or reduction of molecular oxygen, reduced flavin or flavoprotein as one donor, and incorporation of one atom of oxygen. The record is from RefSeq and is a predicted model, not a curated record. The transcript has 9 exons.